Molecule: messenger RNA, 891 nt
Organism: Aspergillus fumigatus Af293
Lineage: Eukaryota; Fungi; Ascomycota; Eurotiomycetes; Eurotiales; Aspergillaceae
Exons: 2
Coding region: 1-891 (296 amino acids)
Source: RefSeq, a predicted model, not a curated record
AUGGCUAUCUUAAUGACUUCUUCCGACACAGGUGCUCAACAAGAGCCACCUACCCCUGAGCGGGCCAGGAGUGUUGACUUCACCACUCGUCAUCCAGACCUCGGCUUGGGCUCCCUCAAAAGUGCCGAUAUCUUUGUGCCUGGAUUUAUGACUGUUCUGGAUAAUUAUCGAACUAUACUGCAGCAGGGAGGCAGUAUUGCGCUUGGCCGUGGGGAGACUUUGGCAAGCGUCCGCUUGGACAGAAGCCUCUCAGCUCUUUUCUCGACAGAAGCACCGGAGGUGAUACAAGGUCCAGCGAUCACCUGGACAGCACUCGUUCUUUCUGCUGGACCUCACUUUGACGGAGAAUCGCAGUUUAAAGUAGGAGAAAGCCUCGUCGAGGUCGUGGGCGAUGACCUGGAGCUUAUUCGCUCUGGUCGGCCUUGGCGAUUCCUGUCUCCUUGGCCAGACAGAGACGAUUGCGAAGCAGAACUGAGAGCGACUGAGAUGACUUUACACGAACUACUUGACACCGAGCAGCUAAUCUGUGAAGUUCUUGAGAAAUCCGCGUUCCUUGAGAACGAAUUGAGGAGUCGCCAGCGCCUAAUAGACCAACUUCGUUCAGGCGAGCAGCGCCCUACGCCUACCACAGCUAAUGCUGGCAGUGCAACUGUUCACAGUAAAGAUUCGUCUGAUUGUUCUUCUCACGAAGCCUUCGCGGUCACCGCCGUUAAUAAAGUUUGCCAAGCUAACUCAACAGGCACUGCAAGCGAUAUAUCUGGCCCAGGUGAGACCAGAAGUCAAAAAUCGAUAGACCUGGGUAGUCCACGCAUUCCAGGUGCAGCUAUGGCACCGGAGAGUGUGCAAGCAGGAGUCCCGCACUUGGACUUCAUUUUGAACCUCCACGAGUAA